Molecule: messenger RNA, 1398 nt
Organism: Nilaparvata lugens (brown planthopper)
Lineage: Eukaryota; Metazoa; Arthropoda; Insecta; Hemiptera; Delphacidae
Product: sodium-independent sulfate anion transporter-like
Exons: 8
Coding region: 46-1398 (450 amino acids)
Biological process (GO): transmembrane transport
Cellular component (GO): membrane
Molecular function (GO): sulfate transmembrane transporter activity
Source: RefSeq, a predicted model, not a curated record
UUAUUUUUGCAGUAUGGUCUCUACGGAUCCUUCGUCGGCUGCCUGAUGUACCUAUUCCUGGGAAGCUGCAAAGAUGUGCCCAUGGGUCCCACGGCUAUUUGCUCACUGCUAACCUACCAGACUAUCAAAGGGAUGGGACCUGACCAUGCUAUACUGUUAUGCUUCCUAAGCGGGGUCAUACAACUUAUCAUGGGUAUAGUUGGUUUAGGAAUAAUGAUAGACUUCGUCUCUGGUCCCGUAUCGUCAGGUUUCACUUCGGCUGUUGCUUUGCUGAUCAUCUCGUCACAAGUGAAGGAUAUCCUGGGUAUCAACGGAGGUGGGGCCACAUUUGUCAACAUGUGGUAUAAUCUGGCACAAGACAUACAGAACAUCAACUACUCUGACCUCACACUGGGUGUCACUUGUAUCGUUAUCCUACUGUCUAUGAGGAUGCUGGGAGAAGUGAAAAUCGGACCCGAGGAAGAAGUGUUAUGUACACCGACGCAAAAGCUAGUCAAUAAAACUAUUUGGUUGAUCGGUACAUCUAGAAACUCGAUCAUAGUCGUCAUCAGUGGAAUCUAUGCGUACUAUGUCCAGGUCCAAUAUGGCGAGAUACCCUUCAAAGUUAUAGGAUACAUUCCUCCAGGCCUACCAGAAUUCAAGCUACCUCCCUUCAGUACAGUACAGAACAAUGUCACAUACAAUUUCUUCGACAUGUGCGGAGUCAUGGGUCAGGGAAUAUUUGUUUUGCCACUCAUUGCUCUUCUGGAGAAUAUCGCUAUUUGCAAAGCAUUUGCUAAUGGAAAGACAGUAGAUGCAACACAGGAGCUGAUAGCGAUAGGGCUUUGCAACAUUGGCAACUCGAUGAUUCAGAGCUUCCCGGGUUCAGGCUCACUGUCACGUAGUGCCGUUAACAACUCCAGCGGGGUACGGACACCACUUGGCGGCCUAUACACGGGAGCCCUGGUCAUCAUUGCCCUCCUAUUUUUCACACCCUGCUUCUACUACAUUCCAAAAGCGGUGUUGGCAGCAGUUAUAAUAGCAGCUGUCGUCUUCAUGGUCGAAGUUAGAGUUGUCAAGCCUAUAUGGAGGUCUAAAAAAAGUGAUUUGAUACCUGGCGUGGCCACGUUUAUAGCCUGUCUUCUACUACACUUGGAAAUCGGUAUUCUAAUCGGCAUAGGACUGAAUCUCAUAUCAAUUUUAUAUCAUGCAGCAAGACCGAAGAUCUCAAUCGACAUACAUAAGAGUCGAGGAGGUGUAGAGUACCUUCUAUUAACCCCUGACCGCUGCCUUAUUUUUCCAUCGGUGGAUUACGUGAGUGCUCUAGUCACAAAGCACAGUGUAAAACGGGGCAUACCAGUCGUUAUAGACUGUUCUCAUAUCUAUGGUGCUGAUUUUACUGCAGCUAAGGUGAGUUAA